GUGGAUUCAUGCGCGGCUAAAAGUCAACAAAGGGACGGUGGUACGGGUUUAAAAACUAAAAAGCUUUAGUGACCUAUUAGGGGUAGUUUGGUCAUUUUGGCUUUAGCUCAAUAGAUUCGUGUCCAUGGAAUCUGUCGUCAGAGAAAUGAAAAGAGACCACAUUUAAAGGUCUCGACUUUUAGAAUCUAAUGGAAGAAGAUUUGUUGGGCAUUUGUGGGUUUGAUUCUUCGAAGAAAUAUCGGUUAGAAGAACUUGCCAAGUAUCAGUCUGGUUCAUGUAUUGAGUUUGAAGAUGUUGAAGGAGAUGAUGAAAUGGCGGUGGAUUAUCCAUGCCCGUUUUGCUCAGAUGAUUAUGAUUUAGUAGAAUUGUGUCACCAUAUCGACGAGGAGCAUCAACUAGACGCUAACAAUGGGGUAGGAUUGCGAUUCUGUAAUGAGAGGGUAGGGACUUCUUGGAUUUUAGUUCAUUUGGAUCAUUUGCCUGAUGCUCUGUGGAACCAUUUUGUAGUUGUUUAGUGUUUGGUGUGCGAAACGCUGUGCCUCGGGGUCUCCAAUACCUUUUUGAGCUUAAAGAGAUCAUCUUUGGAUCCGAGAAAUGAAAAUAGUCUUUUGGUGAUGAUGAAUGUAAUAACUUCUUAUAAAUUCAGCUUUGUUUGUGAUGUAGAUAUGUCCGGUUUGUAGCAGACGGGUGAAGAUGCAUAUGGUUGAUCACAUUACCACGCAGCAUAGAGAUGUAUUAAAGAUAUCCUUUUUAA
This is a messenger RNA of Arabidopsis arenosa, 754 nucleotides long. The record is from the annotation of a GenBank genome assembly. NCBI's taxonomy places the organism in Eukaryota, Viridiplantae, Streptophyta, Magnoliopsida, Brassicales, Brassicaceae.